Molecule: messenger RNA, 375 nt
Organism: Tachyglossus aculeatus (Australian echidna)
Lineage: Eukaryota; Metazoa; Chordata; Mammalia; Monotremata; Tachyglossidae
Gene: TSPAN16
Product: tetraspanin 16
Exons: 5
Cellular component (GO): membrane
Source: RefSeq, a predicted model, not a curated record
AUGGGGUGCUUCUUGUUUCUGAAAAUGAUGAUGUUUAUCUUUAAUGGCAUCAUAUUUCAUGAAGAACCGGCACAGAAGGUGGAUGUUCCUCUGAAUUGCUGUGGAUUUAACAACUACACUGAUUUCAAUGGCUCUAGAUACCAGGAGGAAAAGGAAAUGCCUGAGUAGCCAAUAUCUUGCAGCUCUGGGAAUGCUCCUUGCCAAGGCAAUCAGAUUGAUCUCACAAAGAUGGGGUGUCUCCACGAAUUUCAGAAGUUUCUGAGCCACAAUGGAAAGAUUGCUGGAGGGGUGGCUUUAGUAAUUUGUGUGCUUGAGUUGGCAACAAUGGCUGUUUCCAUGGUCCUAUAUUGCCAAAUUGGCACUUUUUAUGCCUGA